AUGGCCAACGAUCACAUCCUCACUCUGUCGUGCCCCGACAAGUCCGGCAUCGUUUAUGCCGUGACUGGCAUCUUUGCCGACAACAAGCACAACAUUCUCGACCUCCAGCAAUUCUCCGAUCCCGUAUCUGAGCGUUUCUUUAUGCGAGUUCACUUUGGUCCUACCGAGACUGAAUCCACCGAGCACCUCACUGAAGCUUUUGACAAGCUCGCCGCCGAGUACAAGAUGGAAUACGAUAUUCGUCCCGUUGCCCGCAAGACCCGAGUCCUCAUCAUGGUCUCCAAGAUUGGCCACUGCCUCAACGAUCUUCUCUUCCGCAUGAAGACUGGCCAACUUCGCAUGGAGGUUCCCGUUAUUGUGUCCAAUCAUCCCGAGUAUGCCGCCCUCGCCGAGAGCUACGGAAUUGAGUUCCACCAUCUCCCCGUGACAAAGGAUACCAAGGCUCAGCAGGAGGGACAAGUUCUUGAGCUCUGCAAGAAGCACGGCAUUGAACUUAUUGUCCUGGCUCGUUACAUGCAGGUUCUCUCUCCUACAUUGUGCGAGGCCAUGUCUGGUCGUAUCAUCAACAUCCACCACAGUUUCUUGCCUUCUUUCAAGGGAGCCAAGCCUUACCACCAGGCUUACGAGCGUGGUGUCAAGAUUAUUGGUGCCACCUCUCACUUCGUUACUGCUGAUUUGGAUGAGGGCCCCAUCAUUGAGCAGCGCAUUGCCCGUGUUGACCACGCCAUGAGCCCCAAGGAUUUGUCCGAGGAGGGUUCCAAUGUUGAGAGCCAAGUUCUUGCUGCUGCUGUGCGAUGGUAUGCUGAGAAGAGGCUUUUCCUCAACGGUCACAAGACUGUUGUUUUUAACUAG
Molecule: messenger RNA, 852 nt
Organism: Fusarium pseudograminearum CS3096
Lineage: Eukaryota; Fungi; Ascomycota; Sordariomycetes; Hypocreales; Nectriaceae
Exons: 1
Coding region: 1-852 (283 amino acids)
Biological process (GO): 'de novo' IMP biosynthetic process
Molecular function (GO): formyltetrahydrofolate deformylase activity
Source: RefSeq, a predicted model, not a curated record